Porites evermanni is the source of this 2197-nucleotide messenger RNA. The record is from the annotation of a GenBank genome assembly. NCBI's taxonomy places the organism in Eukaryota, Metazoa, Cnidaria, Anthozoa, Scleractinia, Poritidae.
AUGGCCGCGCUAGAGGAAGCAUUCAUUCGAGCGGCUUCCUUAUUUAAGAUUUUGGAACUAAAUGCGCAUCAGAAGCGGGCAAUUCAAGCAAUUGUGGUCAAUAAGAAGGAUGUCUUUGUAAACUUGCCGACUGGGUUCGGAAAAUCGCUUAUUUAUCAAGCUCUCCCGUUCGUGUUUGACCAUGUAAACAAGAGUGCAGGUUACAUUGUUGUAGUUGUGUCGCCAUUGGUAAGACUCAUGGACGAUCAGGUUAAAAUUCUAACAGAUCUUGGAUUGUCUGCAAUAAGUAUCAGUUCACAAGAGGAGUUAGACGUUACAAAGAUUGAGAAGGGAGAAUAUUCUAUUGUCUUCGGCUCACAUGAGGCAUGGAUAAUGAAUGAUCACUGGCGAAGAAUGUUAGACAACCAUGUCUAUUCGAAUAAGCUCUGCACCGUGGCAAUUGAUGAAGCUCAUGUCCUAAGGCAGUGGUAAGUUUGGGUGUUAGCCUUCUAGAUUCUCUGUCAGCUUUAACAAUAGUUUCUCUGCUGCGAUCAAAGUUCACUGUUAUCAGGCAUACGUUGAAGUAUUUUCUUGAUUUUCGCAUGCAACUUGCUCGUUGAAACUUUCUUAAUGUGUUAUGAAAUAUCAUAUUAGAUAGGGAGUGUCUGCCAGAGACCAAUUUUAACUUAAUUUGCUAUUUUUGUACGAGCAUCUCUGGUUAAUUUAUGUUAAACCUUUACGAUCAGAUCAGUGGGAAUAUUCAAGAUUUUCUCUCUCUUGUGAUGACAGGGGGAUAUCCCAAGACAGUAAAAAAGCAGCUUUUUGCGAGUGUUAUGCCCAUCUUCAUGAAUUGAGAUCCCUGGCCCCUAAAGCAAGGAUGAUUGCACUGACUGCAACUGCAACAAAGCUCACUUAAGACACUAUUCUUAAUGUCCUACUCAUGGAAAAUCCUUAUGAGAUAAAAAAAAGCCCCAACAAGUCAAAUGUCACAUAUUCUGUUGAGUACAUGCCUAAAGAUAGUGACCAUGAAUUGUACUUUGGAUGGCUUGUUGAUGAACUGAUCAAGAUACAAUCAUUGUGUGAAAGAACUAUUAUUUACUGUCAAACAAUUAAGCAGAGUGGUAUUAUUUAUGCAACCAUAAAGGGUAUGCUUGGAAAGCACAUGUAUGUUAUAGAUGCCAAUGAUUCAAAAUAUGUCCUAGUUGAAAUGCUACAUUCUUGCACACCUGCAGCCAAUAAGCAACAAAUCCUCCACUCUUUUCAAACAGAACAUGGAAAAAUUCGUGUACUCAUUGCCACAAUUGCCUUUGGUAUGGGAGUAGAUUGCAAAGGAGUACACAGAAUUGUUCACUAUGGGCCAUCAAAAAAUGUUGAAGCUUAUGUUCAGGAGACAGGGCGUGCUGGCAGAGAUGGGAGGCAAAGUCAUGCAUACAUUUUGUAUCAUGGAAUUUUAUUACAUCAUGUUGAGGGAGACAUCAAAUCUGUUCUUAAAACUGAGGGGUGCAGGCAAAAGGCUCUAUUUCAACAUUUUGAAACUGUUUUAGAGCAGUUUCAUAAACCACAUCUUUGCUGUGAUAAUUGUGCUUCAACAUGCGAAUGUGGGGAAUCUGACUGUAACCAGCAUGCUGCAUUUCCAAAAAGUGAAGACCUCCAAGCAGUAUUCCACUCCUCAAGGGAGAGAGAGGUGACUGCAGAAAAGAAGAAAGCAGUUGAAGUAAACUUGAUUAAGUACCAUAAGUUGCUGGUCAUGAAACUGUUCAAUACUGCAGCCAAUGGAAAUAUCAAAACUCUGACUAAUUUACAGUUUAUGGUGGGUUUUUCUGAACAUCAGAUAUCUCAAGUCCUUAAAAACUUAGAAAGGAUCUUUACAUUCUCCGACAUUCUCAAUGUGGUUGAAAUAUGGGACAGAUGGCAUGCAGAAAAAAUCCUUUCAGUUAUCGCUGAUGUUUUUAAAGAUAUUGAAAAUGCAGUACAUGUAAAUACCGGUAGCCUGUAUACGGAGGAGGGUGGUGACCAGUAUGACUUUGAUGAUGAGUUCAUGGAUGAGUGGAAUGAGCUGCUUCAAGAUGAUGAACUAUUUGACAUGAUAAUUGAAAAUAUGUCAUUGUCAAAACUGCAGUCUUCACUUAUUGAGGAAGAGAUAAAUGCUUCAAGCGACAUGUUAGAAGAUGGAGUGCCAAGAGCUGUAUUGGACACCAUUGAGUCGAUGAACAUUAAU